Molecule: messenger RNA, 1765 nt
Organism: Leptosomus discolor (cuckoo roller)
Lineage: Eukaryota; Metazoa; Chordata; Aves; Leptosomiformes; Leptosomidae
Source: RefSeq, a predicted model, not a curated record
AUGGAGCUGCCACCAGUCCUGGAGCGGCCCCUUUGGCUCCCCGGGUGGCAAUCGCAGCGUCCUGAGGCUCUGACCGAUGCAAGAGCACAGUGCCGGGAUGGCCACAAAGGAUGGGUGUUGCUUGUCGACAGAUCUCGUCAUGCCAGCAGUGAUUCCCGCCAGCCGAGGGGUCACCUUUGUUUCUUUCACAAAAUAAACGGCGGGGCUCUGCUCGCUAUGUCUCGUCACGUAACUCGCUGUAGCCGUUUAGGUUUUGAAGGCCCUACAGAGCACGCCAGCGUCAAGGCGAGGGAGUGGAGCGGAGCUGCCGAAGCGGCGUCCGCUCGCCCUCGGAAGCAGUCCGAGAGUGAACUGGUGAGAGGGCGUUCACUGAGUGGCGCUCGUCCUCUGUGCUUUUAGGACACUACACCCGAUGAACUGCUGUCUGCCGUGAUGACAGCCGUCCUUCAGGAUGUCAAUCUUCGUCCCGAGGCCCUGGGAGACAUUUGUGUGGGAAACGUGCUGCAGCCUGGAGCUGGGGCUUUGAUGGCAAGAGUCGCUCAGUUCCUAAGUGGUAUUCCAGAGACGGUGCCGUGCUCGAGCGUGAACCGGCAGUGCUCCUCUGGGCUGCAGGCCAUCAUCAAUAUAGCUGGUGGCAUCCGAAACGGAGCGUAUGACAUUGGCUUGGCCUGUGGCGUGGAAACGAUGUCCCUCAGAAGUGCAAAUAACCCUGGUGACAUCAGUUCCAGCGUGAUGGAAAACAGCAAAGCUCGAGAUUGCAUUAUUCCUAUGGGAAUAACCUCAGAAAACGUGGCAGAGAAGUUUGGAGUUUCCCGAAAGAAGCAAGAUGCCUUUGCCUUGGCUUCCCAACAAAAAGCAGCAAAAGCUCAGCAGAUGGGACUGUUUAAACCCGAGAUUGUUCCAGUGAAGACCACUGUUCUAGACAAUCAGGGCAACAAAAAAACAAUCACGGUGCACCAGGAUGAAGGGAUCAGGCCCUCCACGACCCUGGAAGGCUUGGCAAAGCUGAAGCCUGCCUUCAAAGAGGAUGGUAGCACCACAGCAGGCAACGCCAGCCAGGUCAGUGAUGGAGCAGCCGCUGUUCUCCUGGCAAAACGCUCCAAAGCGGCGCAACUGGGGCUCCCAGUCCUGGGGGUGCUCAGGUCCUUCGCUGUGGUUGGAGUCCCGCCCGAUGUUAUGGGCAUAGGACCAGCCUACGCAAUCCCCGUAGCUCUGGAGAAGGCGGGUCUGACUCUGAAUGACAUCGAUAUAUACGAAAUCAAUGAGGCCUUUGCGAGCCAGGCUGUGUACUGUGUUGAAAAGCUGGGCAUUCCCAUGGAGAAGGUCAACCCCCUGGGAGGAGCAAUAGCACUGGGGCACCCACUGGGCUGUACUGGCGCUCGUCAAGUUGUCACUUUGCUCAAUGAACUGAAGCGCAGAGGGAAAAGAGCGUACGGUGUUGUGUCCAUGUGCAUUGGCACCGGCAUGGGGGCUGCCGCAGUAUUUGAGUACCCGGGGAACUAAACUCCCGUCUACUGACGAAACAACACAACAGCUCAUUCCCUGCCUUCUCUCCGAAUAGCAAAUGAAUUGCACUGGGAAAUCAAGUGGAUUCAGGGAUUCGUUUCUAGAUCUACAAAUUUUAGGCACAAAUUGCGAAGUAGAAUAAAUGGUACGGGUCUCCUGAGCAGGUGCAAAAAUGCAAAACUGGCAUUUGCUUCAGCGUUAAAAAGCAUCCUGACAUGAGAAGAGAAAUCAGUUCAGCUGAAGUUCAACUGCAGGCCCU